AUGAAGAGGAUUAAUUUGGAGUUCAUUUUACUGAUUAAGUUCUUCACAUUUCAGAUUUACGUGUGGAAGUUGUAUGAACGCUGGUUUCCCAUCGAUAAUUCGUGCACACAAGCAAAUGUGUUGGCGUUAAUGGUGUUAGAUGGUCUGAUAAAUGAUGUUCGGAAAAUUCCUUAUGUAGGAAUUCAUACCGGAGAGGCACAGAUACGCUUUGCACUUGGAAACAUCGCCAGUGAAGCAAAUAAUGCACUAGCACAAGGAUGGCCACUUCAAGAAACGAUUGAAGACAUAGUGGACGAUAUCGGGUAUGCACUGAGGGAAUUGUAUGUGUUGAAUGGCGAAACCAGAGAUCAUUCCGUUCCAAAAUGGGCUCGUUAUGCGUUCGCUAUCUGUUUCAUCUUGGUGGUAGUGGCAUUGAUGGUAGAAUGGUACAUCGUGAGACGAAAACUUGGCGUGCAAAAGAGCGGUCAGAUUAAAAUUUCCGCCGGUAAAAGUAAAACACAUCUAAUGUUUUAA
Messenger RNA from Angiostrongylus costaricensis, 513 nucleotides. The record is from the annotation of a GenBank genome assembly. NCBI's taxonomy places the organism in Eukaryota, Metazoa, Nematoda, Chromadorea, Rhabditida, Metastrongylidae.